AAGCAAAGUUGGCGCGCAUUAUCUUCAUUGUUCCCAAAUUGUGCAGUUGUUUGUCUGGAAUCGUUAAAAUAUUGAUGUUUUAUGCUACAUUGUCGCUGUUUACUGAAAGUUAAAAUUACUGCAGUACAUUGAGUGGAUUGCAUUGAGUAAAACAUAGAUUGAUUGAAACUUGCCUGCUUGCUUUUCACGCGAACUUUGUUAAUUCAAACGAGAAAAUGGUUAAUAGUGGAUUAUUGACUACAGGAUGUAUAGCCGACAUCAUGCGCGGAUCGGAGCUGGAGAGUCCGGUGGUGCAGAUCCUCGGAUCCAAGCGUAUUGCUGGAGGUGGCGGUGGGGAACAGUCGGAACGUUACCGGAUGCUCAUUUCCGAUGGGAAGAAUUUGUACAGCUUCGCAAUGCUGGCCACCCAGUUGAACGAUCUUCAUCAUCAGGGUAAACUGGCUGAAUUUACUGUCAUCCGGAUUGACCGGUACGCCACCUCGGUUGUCAAUCGGAACGAACGGGGCGAGAAGCGAGUGCUGAUCAUACUGGAGCUAUCAGUGGUAAAGCCCGGUUCAUCGGUUGGCGAUAAGAUCGGUAAUCCACAACCGCUGACCGAUGCAUCCGGGGCGGGAAAUGGUCCAGCUACUAAUGGAAAUGCGGUUUCUGCUCCACCAUCGAGGAGCGAAUCAACAGGAAGCAUUGGUCAACCCCGCGCUAAAUCCGCCAACAACACGCUGAACAAUUCCGUGGCCAACAUGUCCAUCAAUGACACCCUGACGCAACCCAUUAGCUCCCUGAGUCCGUACCAGAAUAAGUGGGUCAUCAAGGCACGUGUCAUGUCGAAAUCGGCCAUCCGCACUUGGAGCAACGCCAAAGGUGAAGGGAAACUGUUUUCCAUGGACCUGAUGGAUGAAUCGGGCGAAAUUCGAUUAACCGCUUUCAAGGAGCAGUGCGAUAAAUACUACGACAUGAUCGAAGUGGACAAAGUCUAUUUCAUCACCAAGUGUCAGCUAAAGCCAGCCAAUCGUCAGUAUUCUACGCUUAAAAACGAUUACGAAAUGACCAUGAACAGUGAUACGAUUGUGCAAGAGUGCGAAGAUGGUGGGUCUUCGCUGCCGGAGAUCCAGUACAACUUUGUACCGAUAUCACAGAUCGCGAAUAUGGAAGCCAAUGCGAUGAUUGAUGUGAUUGGAGUCUGCAAGGAAGCGGGAGAAGUUCUGCAGUUUACUGCCAAAAGCUCCGGACGAGAACUGAAGAAGCGGGAAAUAGUAAUGGUAGACUCGAGCAGCGUUGCCGUACAGUUGACACUGUGGGGUGAAGAUGCCAUAAGCUUUCCUGCUGGUGCUCAUCCGGUUGUUUUGGUAAAGGGCGCUCGUGUGUCAGAAUUCGGUGGGGGCAAAACGCUUGGCUUGGUAGGAGGAAGCGUUAUGAAACUCAACCCGGACAUAGAGGCCGCACAUAAGAUUCGAGGAUGGUAUGAACGAGGUGGAUGUGAUGCCGUUAUUAACAGUGUAUCUGCCCGAAGUGGGGCUGGUGCGGGUUAUUCAACCGAAUGGAUGACCUUCCUUGAAACUAAGGAAAAGAAUCUCGGCCACGGAGAUAAACCAGAUUAUUUCCAAGUUAAGGCACUGGUGCACAACAUCCGAACAGCCAAUGCUGUGUACAAGGCUUGCCCACAAACCGAUUGCAACAAAAAGGUUAUCGAUCAAGAAAAUGGUCAAUAUCGCUGUGAAAAAUGCAACGCUGAUUUCCCCAACUUUAAGUAUCGUCUGCUUGCCAAUAUGUUAAUCGGCGAUUGGACUUCGAACCGAUGGGUAACGGUGUUUACGGAUCUGGCCGAGCAGAUGCUAGGGAAGUCAUCCCAAGAGAUCGGCGAAGCGUUGGAGUACAACAAAGAUGAAGCCGAACGGAUAUUCGGAUCGGCCGGCUUCAAAAGCUAUGUCUUCAAGCUGCGCACCAAGGUCGAAUUCUAUGGAGAUGCUGCCCGCAACAAGGUGACAGCAGUAGCGGCCACCCCCGUCAACCACAGAGAGUACAAUUCUUAUCUCGUCAAAAACAUUCAAGAUCUUACCGGUAUUGGUAAAAACUAGACUUUAAGCCUUUUGUUUUGUCCUAAAUAAACGUUAUUAAGCUAGUAUUAAAACGAUUAAAGCAGGGGUGAGCAACCUUUUUAACCAACGGGCCAAUUUAAAUUUGAAAUUUUGUCGGCGGGCCGCACUUAUAAUUUUUUUUUUCUUCAAUAAUAAGCAGAGCUUCGUGGCAUUUUUAUAACCGAAAGUUUUUGACGAAGACUAAUCUGAAAAGGUAAAUCGAAUUCACUUUUUUAACAUCAGAAAUUCAACACGACUUUUUGAAUACCCGAUAUUGAGAAGGUGUAUCAUUAAAUCUUUGUUUUUUUAUUCUGGCAAAAAAAAAAUUAAAUCUUUGUCAUUUUUCAAAUCUUUCAAUUUUUUUAAAGUACUUCUUGGCAAACAUUCGUUCAUAAAACAUUCUUGUUAAAACCGAUGGUACUAUUAUUCGUCAUCACUUCCAUUUCAAAAUCUCUUGGAGCCUCCCACAAUGAUAACUAAGAGUGUGAAAAAUAUGUAUUUAAAGAAAUCGCCGUCUCGGAGCGUUGGAA
This is a messenger RNA of Uranotaenia lowii, 2602 nucleotides long. RefSeq names its product replication protein A 70 kDa DNA-binding subunit-like. NCBI's taxonomy places the organism in Eukaryota, Metazoa, Arthropoda, Insecta, Diptera, Culicidae. Gene Ontology annotation, cellular component: DNA replication factor A complex; nucleus. The transcript has 4 exons. The record is from RefSeq and is a predicted model, not a curated record. The coding region runs from base 216 to 2072 and encodes 618 amino acids. Gene Ontology annotation, biological process: double-strand break repair via homologous recombination; telomere maintenance via telomerase; DNA replication. Gene Ontology annotation, molecular function: damaged DNA binding; single-stranded telomeric DNA binding.